GGGACGUUCAACGGCGGCUCGUACCGGAUCAGCCACCGGGACUGCAACACGAUCAUCACGGUCCAGCUGGCCAUGGGGUGCCCGCUGGACGCCAAGCCGGGCGUGCUGAUCGCCAUGUCCCCGACGGUCACGCUCAAGGGCGAGUACAAGUUCAGCAUGAAGAAGCUGGUCGCGGGCGGCGAGGUCGGGCACUCGACCUUCAUCGGCCCCGGCGAGCUGCUGCUGGCCCCCAGCAUGCUCGGCGACAUCACCACCAUCCGCCUCGCCGGCGACGAGUCCUGGUCCGUCAGCAAGGACGCCUACGUCUGCUCCACCCAGGGCGUCGUCCGGGACUACAAGCGCCAGGGCCUCGGCAAGGCCAUGUUUUCGGGCGAGGGGCUCUGGGUGCACAAGAUCUCCGGCGUGGGGCUCAUGUGGAUCACGAGCUUCGGCGCCAUCAUCCGCAAGGACCUCGCCGACGGCGAGAAGUACAUCGUGGAUAACGGGCACCUGGUCGCGUGGAACGUCAAGUACAUCAUGGAGCGCGUGGCGAGCGGCGGUAUCAUGGCCGGCUUCGCGUCCGGCGAGGGUCUGGUGUGUAAAUUCACCGGACCCGGAACGGUGUUCUUGCAGACGAGGAACCCGGUAAGUUUCUCCCGCCUGGCUGUUGGAGUAUAUCCGGACGUGGUCGCAAACGAGCAUUUCACUGAUGACGCGAACAGAGGGCCUUCAGCGCCUACAUGA
This is a messenger RNA of Truncatella angustata, 723 nucleotides long. Its product is annotated as tryptophan RNA-binding attenuator protein-like domain-containing protein. The transcript has a single exon. NCBI's taxonomy places the organism in Eukaryota, Fungi, Ascomycota, Sordariomycetes, Amphisphaeriales, Sporocadaceae. The record is from RefSeq and is a predicted model, not a curated record. The annotation marks the transcript as partial.